AUAUUCGGCCAUAUUGGAAUCCAGAACAUUCUCACGCUUGCCGGUAGAAAUUUCUCGAUUUAUUGGCACAGAAUCCGCCCUAAUCUCCUCAUUCACUCCCCAUCGGGGUUAAAAACAACGCAAGAUGUCGAAUAUGGGCCAGAUAGCAUUCGAUGAAUACGGCAGACCUUUCAUUAUAUUGAGGGAUCAAGACAAAAAGAAGCGUUUGUGUGGCUUGGAUGCCCAUAAAUCGCAUAUCAUGGCAGCCAAGACUGUUGCCAACACCCUCAAGACGUCGCUUGGGCCCAAAGGUCUUGACAAGAUGAUGGUGGGCCCCGACGGUGACAUCACAAUCACUAAUGAUGGUGCCACUAUCUUGGGUCAGAUGGAUGUCGAGCAUGAGAUAGCCAAGUUACUUGUUCAGCUGUCCAAGUCACAAGAUGACGAGAUUGGAGAUGGAACAACUGGGGUUGUCGUUUUGGCUGGUGCACUUCUUGAGAUGGCUGAGCAACUCCUGGACCGUGGUAUUCAUCCAAUCCGUAUCGCUGAUGGUUAUGAAAUGGCUGCCAAGAUCGCUGCUGAUCAUUUGGAGACAAUCUGUGACACCUUCCCAGUUGAUCCCAAGAACACGGAACCCCUCAUUCAAACUGCCAUGACCACCCUAGGAUCGAAAAUUAUCAAUCGCUGCCAUCGGCAAAUGGCUGAAAUUGCUGUCGAAGCGAUCAUGUCUGUUGCAGACUUCGAACGGAAAGAUACCGAUUUCGAGCUGAUCAAGGUCGAGGGAAAAGUUGGUGGGAAAUUGGAGGACACAAUGCUUGUAAAAGGCGUAGUCAUCGACAAGGACUUCAGUCAUCCUCAGAUGGCAAAGUCUCUGAAAGAUGCCAAUAUCGCCAUCCUAACUUGCCCAUUUGAGCCGCCGAAGCCUAAGACCAAACAUAAACUUGAUGUGACGUCCGUCGACGAUUACAAGAAACUCCGUGAAUACGAGAAGAAGAAGUUUGAAGACAUGGUUGAGAUGGUGAAGAAGACAGGUGCUAAUCUCGUCAUCUGUCAAUGGGGCUUUGAUGAUGAAGCAAACCACUUGCUGCUACAGAAAGAUCUCCAGGCUGUACGAUGGGUUGGUGGACCUGAAAUUGAGUUGAUUGCCAUUGCCACUGGAGGGCGCAUCGUCCCUAGGUUUGAAGAACUGACUGCGGAGAAACUUGGUCAUGCUGGAAUUGUACGCGAGUUGAACUUCGGUACGACCAAGGACAGAAUGCUUGUGAUUGAAAAGUGUCGUAACUCAAGAGCUGUCACUAUAUUUAUUAGGGGAGGUAAUAAAAUGAUUAUUGAAGAAGCAAAGAGAAGCUUGCAUGAUGCCCUUUGUGUCAUCAGGAACUUAGUCCGUGAUAACCGUAUUGUCUAUGGAGGUGGUGCGCCGGAAAUCUCAUGUUCUCUCGCCGUACAUCAAGCGGCAGAUAAGAUAUCCACAUUAGAACAGUAUGCAAUGAGAGCAUUCGGUGAUGCAUUAGAAAGUGUACCAUUGGCCCUGGCUGAAAACAGUGGCCUGCCACCGAUUGAAACCUUAGCUGAGAUCAAAUCAAGACAAGUAAAGGAAGGCAACCCGAGACUCGGAAUCGAUUGUUUAAAUAAGGGAUCAAGUGAUAUGAAGGCUCAGCAUGUUAUCGAAACAUUGACAGCCAAAAGAGCCCAGAUUAUGUUAGCCGUACAAGUCUGCAAAAUGAUCUUGAAAAUAGACGAUAUAAGAGCUGGCGCAGAUUCUGGAUAUUAAAUCAUAUCAACGUUGAGCAUGAGGACGAAAAUGGAAACAAUCUAUAAACGAUCAACCAUGGACUUGUUCUUUCUUUAUGGAACUCCAAUCAGUUUUUUGAUGGCUUGACACGGACUAAGCAUCAAGUGCAUGUAGACUUUGACGAGGACUGGAUUACAACACUUCUAGAAAAAGGACAGACUGAUAAAAGAGGACUUGAAGGACAUAGUGUGGUUGAUCUUUUGGUCUUUGGACGUUGGACUGUUAGCCUGAAGUUGUUCUGAUUGGUCUUUGAAAGAGGGCAUGACCAGCUUUAUUGUCUCAGCUCCUCAGCGUCAUGUUGUACCCAAUCCAUUGUACAACAGUCAGAUUCACUCUACCAUGCAGUCUAAAGGCUUUGUGUUAUUUCAAUGUGCUUUUUCUAUUUUUGUCCACCAUGGCAUGCUCAGCUAAAUUUGGAUAAUUGUUUCAAGUGUCACUUAUUUCUAAUGUUUAUCUUCCCUCAUAGUAGGUAGCAAAUCUUAAUCUGCAUGCUGUCGGCACAGCCGUCAUUGAUGUCCUUGUCAUCUUGUGUCUCUAUUCACCAAUGAAACAUGGGAUUAGCAGUAAUGUAGCCUGUUGCCUCAAUCAGUAUUGUCAAGCCUGGCACGCAUGGUAGAAUCAUAUCGUGAAACUUGGGACAUUGGAAUCUUUAAAAGUAUCUAGACGUGAUAAAUUAUUUCCUCAACCCUGGGGCCUAACUAUGAUCAGUGAUCUUGGUAUGUGCUCCUUGACUUACGUAGCAAUUUGUUUUGUACAUUAUUUUAUAUUUGAAAAUAUACCAAGGUUUAUUGUGGAAUA
Messenger RNA from Lineus longissimus, 2569 nucleotides. RefSeq names its product T-complex protein 1 subunit epsilon-like. Bases 125 to 1750 code for a protein of 541 amino acids. Gene Ontology annotation, cellular component: chaperonin-containing T-complex. Gene Ontology annotation, molecular function: ATP binding; ATP-dependent protein folding chaperone; ATP hydrolysis activity. The record is from RefSeq and is a predicted model, not a curated record. Gene Ontology annotation, biological process: protein folding. NCBI's taxonomy places the organism in Eukaryota, Metazoa, Nemertea, Pilidiophora, Heteronemertea, Lineidae. The transcript has 10 exons.